Drosophila navojoa is the source of this 1425-nucleotide messenger RNA. RefSeq names its product ferrochelatase, mitochondrial (gene FeCH). Gene Ontology annotation, molecular function: protoporphyrin ferrochelatase activity. Gene Ontology annotation, biological process: heme biosynthetic process. NCBI's taxonomy places the organism in Eukaryota, Metazoa, Arthropoda, Insecta, Diptera, Drosophilidae. Gene Ontology annotation, cellular component: mitochondrion. The record is from RefSeq and is a predicted model, not a curated record.
AAAAACCUUACGAAAAUAUUUCCGGUUGCAGUUGGCCUGAAUUAAAUGCAGACCAUGUUUUUGCAUAACAGGAGUCUAUGCAAGCUGGCAUGCAAUGCCGCCAAUUUCGCCACGAGUAACGUUCGUUUCAGCAGUCAAAAGGCGAAGACUGCAAUCCUCAUGCUGAACAUGGGCGGACCACAGCACACGGAUCAGGUUCAUGACUAUCUGCUACGGAUCAUGACGGAUCGCGAUAUGAUACAACUGCCCGUGCAGAGCCGGCUGGGUCCAUGGAUUGCGCAGCGUCGCACACCAGAGGUGCAAAAGAAGUACAAAGAAAUUGGAGGCGGCUCACCCAUAUUGAAGUGGACUGAGCUGCAGGGUCGACUAAUGUGCGAACAGCUGGAUAAAUUAUCUCCAACAACGGCGCCGCACAAGCAUUACGUCGGUUUUCGCUACGUUACUCCCUUGACGGAGGACACGCUCGCACAAAUUGAAAGUGACCAGCCGGAGCGCGUGGUGCUCUUCUCACAGUAUCCGCAAUACAGUUGCGCCACAUCCGGCUCGAGCUUCAACUCCAUCUUCACCCACUAUCGAAACAACACAUUGCCCGAAAACAUCAAGUGGAGCAUUAUCGAUCGCUGGGGCACACAUCCGUUGCUCAUCAAGACCUUUGCUCAGAGAAUUCGCGAGGAGCUGGCCAAAUUUGUGGAGACGAAACGCAAUGAUGUCGUAAUACUCUUUACAGCACACUCGCUGCCGCUCAAGGCAGUGAGUAGAGGGGAUCCGUAUCCCUCUGAAAUCGGUGCUAGCGUGCACAUGGUAAUGCAGGAAUUGGGUCAAAGCAAUCCCUACAGCUUGGCCUGGCAAUCAAAGGUGGGACCGUUGCCCUGGCUAGCUCCAGCGACGGAUGAUGCCAUAAAGGGUUAUGUCAAACAGGGUCUAAAGAACUUCAUACUUGUGCCUAUUGCCUUUGUGAACGAACAUAUCGAAACGCUCCACGAGCUGGACAUCGAGUACUGUGACGAGCUGGCCAAAGAGGUGGGCGUGGAGGAAAUACGUCGUGCUGCUGCGCCCAACGAUCAUCCGCUUUUUAUAAAUGCACUGAGCAACAUUGUGGCCGAUCAUCUAAAGUCCGAGCAGUCGGUCAAUCCCAAGUUCUUAAUGCGCUGCCCCAUGUGCACCAAUAACCGCUGCCGUGAAAGCAAAAAAUGGUAUCAGCAGCUGUGCGCCCACUGAGUAAUGUAAAUUAAUUGAUAUGAGAUUCACAUAAUGCACCGGACAGUAAUGCAUUUCAAGUGAUUUAGCUUCAAGCUAUUAUUGCAAUUUUAAUCAAGUUAUCAAUCGUUUCGCUUAAAAGCAUUUCAUUAAAUGGGUUCCGGGUAUUUCGGCUGUAAUUGAUUGCGAGUCCAUUUGGGCAAUAAAAAGACACUGCGUAAACAAAAA